UGUAUCCCCAAAACCGAACCGAACGAAUCGCUCGCAUCGCCCGCUGCUCGAUAAGUCAAAUUGUGUGUUGUGUGCGCCAAAUCCAGCGGGGGCCAAAAUCAAUAAUCUUUGGUUGUGCGAUUUCGCGGCUUUUUUUUUGUGUUUUCUUUUAAAAAAACAAUCAAUACCCGAAGAAUGGGCACAGAAACCAAGAGCAACAGUUACACAGGACAGAUUUCAACAAGUGGCGGCAACCCCAAAGUGAUGAAAGAUUCUUUAUCCUUAGUUCGUCAGACGGUCAAUCAGCAAUCGCAAUCGCAAUCGCAAUCGAACCAGAACCAGGUCCAGAACCAAUUGAAUUCAAAUACAAAUUCCAAUUCGUAUCGAAACGAAAGCGAAACUAAAACCGAACACGAAAACGAAAACGAACAGAACACGCGUGAUAUUCGAGCUAAACAGGAGGACAAAUCCAGAAAAGAGGCGAUUGUUCCCUUUGUUCCCAUAUUUGUUGAGGAGGCCGACGUGCUUCAAGGGGCCAAGGAACUGUUGAAGGUUAUUCGACCGACCUGGGACCUCAGCCACGUCGAGUUUAAGAGUUUCACCGAUGGAAUCACAAACAAGCUGGUCGGAUGUUUCCACAAGGAGAACUCCAAACUGAGAGGAGAUGAGAACAACGGAUCGUAUUUACCCAUCAAGACGCAGGGCCUGUCGCCGGUUCAGUCCGAGGAUCCGGUCAUCAUCGAAAAGGAUGAGUUCACGGACGAGCCACCUGUACAGUACUCCGAUAACGUAGUGCUGGUGAGGAUAUACGGCAACAAAACGGACCUACUGAUAGACCGAAAGGCGGAGACGCAAAACUUCCUGCUGCUGCAUACGUACGGGCUAGCGCCGUCGCUGUAUGCCACAUUCAAGAACGGCCUCGUCUACGAAUACGUACCUGGAACCACCCUGAACACGGACAGCGUCCUCUGUCCAGAGAUCUGGCCCUUGGUCGCCCGUCGCAUGGCCGAAAUGCACCGCAAGGUGAGGAAGCACGGGGAGAGCGCAACGGCCAAGCCAUUGCCGAUGAUUUGGAAGAAGACGCAGAGCUUUCUUGAUUUAGUACCUGAACGUUUUAGUGAUGCUGAAAAACACAAAAGAGUGAAAGAUACGUUUCUACCUAUUGGCCGCCUGCGCGAGGAGUUCAACACGCUGUAUAAAUACCUUGAGGCUCUGGACAGUCCGAUUGUCUUCUCCCACAACGACCUACUGCUGGGCAAUGUCGUCUAUACGCAGAGCCUGAAAACAGUCAACUUUAUCGACUACGAGUAUGCCGACUACAACUUUCAGGCGUUCGACAUUGGCAAUCACUUUGCGGAGAUGUGCGGCGUCGACGAGGUCGACUACUCCCGCUAUCCGAAGCGCGAGUUCCAGCUCCAGUGGCUGAGGGUCUACCUCGAGGAGUACCUGCAGCGCAGCCACAUUCAGAAUGAAGAGGUCGAGCUGCUCUACGUCCAGGUCAACCAGUUUGCGCUGGCAUCGCAUAUCUUUUGGACGGUGUGGUCCCUGUUGCAAGCUGAGCAUUCCACUAUCGAUUUCGACUAUGUCGAAUAUGCAUUUCUUCGUUACAAUGAAUACUUGGCUCGAAAGGUGGAGUUUUUGUCAUUGACUGCAGCAAAGAACAAUAAGUGAUUUCUCUCCCGGAAACUGACCGCAUUAUUGGGAGUAACUAAAUUAUGUGCCCGGUGAUAUAUAUGUAAACUAAGGCUGGAACGGGUCCCAAUGUUAUACAUAUGUAUAUAUAACGUGUGUUCAGAAAUCAGAAACAAAACCGAAAACAAACUUAAAUUAGUGUCGUGUUCGUACCAGCCUUAGUGUAUGUACAGUGCUCACUCGAUACAGUGAACAAUAAAAACACAGGGUGUGCACUGAAUUCGAAUUUGUUCACUAUAACGAAUCACAAACAUAACAAAAAAAAACCUUUUUUUUUAAAGAACACGUUUGCAGCAACAAAAUUCUUUUUUCCUAAUUUAAACAACUUUUAAAAUGUCAUAAUUAAAUGGUUCACUCUUACUAAAAGUUCACAUAAUCGAGUGUUCGCUCUUAAGAGAAAGCACUGUAUAUAUAUAAAGAAUUUGUAUAUGUUCUUUAAUUUGUAUAAAUUGAUAUUUUGUAGUCAUAAAUAAAAUGAAGGUAUGUACUUUAAAAAUAAA
Molecule: messenger RNA, 2171 nt
Organism: Drosophila ficusphila
Lineage: Eukaryota; Metazoa; Arthropoda; Insecta; Diptera; Drosophilidae
Gene: eas
Product: ethanolamine kinase
Exons: 5
Coding region: 175-1650 (491 amino acids)
Biological process (GO): phosphatidylethanolamine biosynthetic process
Cellular component (GO): cytoplasm
Molecular function (GO): ethanolamine kinase activity
Source: RefSeq, a predicted model, not a curated record